Molecule: messenger RNA, 983 nt
Organism: Xenopus tropicalis (tropical clawed frog)
Lineage: Eukaryota; Metazoa; Chordata; Amphibia; Anura; Pipidae
Gene: edaradd
Product: EDAR associated via death domain
Exons: 6
Coding region: 158-799 (213 amino acids)
Biological process (GO): signal transduction
Cellular component (GO): cytoplasm
Source: RefSeq, a predicted model, not a curated record
AUAUACUUUUGAAAACCUAUAAAAACGUCAUUUUUCCCUCAAAAAAAAUUUGUACAGAUGCUUAUUGUAGAACCAGGAAGUGAGGAUCGUAGAUGAGUACAUAACGCUUGUUGUGGCAUUGUCAGAGAUAGACAAGAGCCCUGAGACUUAAAGGCACAUGGCUUCUGAGGAGCCUCUCUCUGACAAUCAUGAGUCCAAAGAACCAGUGGAAGAUACCGAACCCAGCACUUUACCAUAUGAAACUACAGAAAAGUAUCCCCUACAAGACACAGGACUUCCUAAAGAUGAAUGCCUUAUUCCAAUGGAAAAUGUAGACGAUUUUCAUGAAACCCCCACGUCAGACUCAGAAAGAAUUAAGCAGCCAGAAGAAAAUGACUGUCCCUUACUGACUAUAAAUGUGCUAAAAGUUUUACUUAAAGGUUUAUCCAGAAUCAACGUGUGCCAAGAAAGCAGUGAGAGUUGCAACUUAGCACCAACUAUUAGCGAUAUCCUGAAUGAUGAGGAUCUGCUGUACAUUCUGAAGCUUAAGCUCGAUCCUUGCCACCCAACUGUAAAGAACUGGAGAAACUUUGCCAGCAAGUGGGGAAUGAGUUACGAUGAAUUGUGCUUCCUGGAGCAGAAGCAUCAAAGUCCCACGAUUGGAUUUUUAUUACGUAACAGUGAAAGGACAGUGGAACAGCUCAUUGACCUGUGCAAGCUUUAUCAAAGGGUUGAUGUCCAAAAGGUAUUAUCAAAAUGGGUAAAUGUGGAGUGGCCAAUGAGAGUAUAUAAAAACCCACAAGAGCAUUGUCUAACAUGAAAUCCUUAUGGACUAUGGACACAUUUAAUAGCAGUGUAAAUGAGAGGAGUGCUACUUUCCACUGACUCAGUGUUGGGCUACUCUUACCUUCUUGUGCCAUCCCUGUGCCUGGAUUUUACUCACUAGCAGCAAACUGUAAUUUUCAGCAUUUCAUAAAGCAUUAAACCCAUUGUAUUUUUAGUAA